GAUGUCUGUCUGCUUGUAUGUCUGUCUAUAGUGUGAAUGAAGAGCUAGCAGCAUGUUUUAUGAGUUAAACUAUUCAGCCUUAGAUUUUAUUUAUUUCAGCAGGAAGUACCCAAUGAGCGGGUCAGGCUCUUAUUUCAUGGCGACUUGUUAGAGAUUAUACGGUACACAUCUUAAUUACAAUCGCAUUGAUCGCGAUACAAACAGCAAGUAUCAGAGCGUGCUUUACAUGUGACUACAGGAAUACGGAACCGGUCGAAAACUAAAUAAUGAACAUAUAAUGAGAAAAAUAGAGGCAUUGCGUAUGUGGCAUCUAAUACAUUAUAAUUAUUUCAAUUAUCUAAUUACAUAUAGAAAAUGUCAUAUAACUCCAACCUUACUAUUUUCAGUAACACUUUUGAUAUUACCACCAAAUACCCUUUAAUUAACACUGCGAAGUUCAUCAAUAUGACAGAUUACUAUCACGUAAGAGUUGUAUUAAAGGGUAGUAAAUGUGCAAUAUACAUUUAUACCUACAUCUACCCUAUUGGGAUUCUUUACACCACUAUGGUCAAUAAUGUAUUUUUAAUGCUACCUCGAACUGUUUUUCACAUUACAUAUAUCCAUAUUUAACGACCUGUGAUAUUUUAAAUGUAUACACUUGUGAAUACUUUACAUGCAAUGUUACUGUGCUUUUAAUAAUGUCUCAUAGCGUAUGUGCCCAGGUAAUGUUUGUUGAAUCUCUUUCGCACUAUGGUAUUGUUUCUCCUUAAGACCUCAAAUCACUAUCGUAAUGAUCAUUGCCUAUUGAAUGUGCUUGCAUGAUUGUUAAGGUACAGGGAUGGAGCUGCAUUGGUAUUGUCUCCAGGUUACUACCGUUAUUUACCGUUUGAGUUGUUUCUACUAAUGUAAUUUUUCUUGUGUUUUUCUUAUUGAAGGUACAGUAUUUGUGGAGUUUUUACAUCUACUGAUGCUACGUCUACUUACAUAGAUAAGAUGAAUGUUUUUUUUUCUAAGUGUCAGGGGGCUUCGCAAAUGCAGUCACGCCUUUUCCAAUACGUGGCCGCUACUGCGGUGGUGACGAGUUCGGGCACUUGCAGAUUCCCCAACUACAACAAAAAGCAACAUUACACCCUCAUGCACUCGCUUUGGCAGCGAUUAAUGACCAAAUCCACGAUUUGUGGCCGUGGACAUGAACACACUUUUACUCGUAGGCAAUAAUGCUGAAAUACCACAUCCUUAUCCCAAAAUUUUAAUAUCAAAAUAAACAUUUGUGGUGUUGUAGACCUAUAUGGUUACAGCUUGCAUGCAUAAUUGCUUGUGUGUACAUUAAUAGCUUAAUGUACAGCUCUAUGUAUUGUAUGUAACCUUUUGUGUGUAUGCUUAAGUCAAUUUUCAUGGUGUCCGUGACAGGCUGAACACACACAGCAUAUGCAUUUUACAAAUGUAUUAUGACAACCAAUUCCUGACAACCAAAAAUGGACCUUAAUGGUAUGAUUUAGGAUUUCUGUAAGAAUGUAAAUAUUCAUGUGGCGUGCAUGUGGUGCUUGCGAGGCCCCCUGGAGUUUAUAAAGCCGUUUUCCACAAACCCUUUGAGCUCGCUGAAAUGAUGCAAAAAGUCGAGCAAAACAGUUGCAAGGAAAUUGUUUUUGCUUAAGUUUUUGCAGUGGUUGAAAUUGCGUGGCCUGUUUGCUCGCGGGAUUCUGUAUUGGCUCUCGCAAGCGAUGGUGCAAUGCGCGUUGUGGAAAACGGCGGCUGUGUGUACAGUAUUUUGAUGUUCCACUACUCAUUGUCGCUUGCUUUAUAUCGAGUCCUUGUUGUGGCUAUUGCCGCUUACCGUUUGGGCACUGCAAACUAAAACAAUGUAGAAGAAUUGAAAUGGAAGAUUACAUUUUUUAUUUUCUCAAAUUCAAAAGUAACAUUAAGUCUAAACAAAGUGUACAAAAACUGAAAAUCAUCAAAACACUCCAACUGCUGAGACUGCGAAGAAGUUUGGCUUCAAGUCCUCUAAAGCGACCAUGACGUAAAGGAAGACUGGCACAUUGUGCGCAAAAUGUUUGUAGGUGGUCUGAGCAUCGACACCGAAACCGACACGCUCACUUCCUACUUCUCCAAGUAUGGCACGGUGGUGCAUGCCGUGGUUCUGAAAGACGCACGCACGAACAAGUCGCGCAAAUGUGGCUUUGUGACGUACUCUGGCGUGGAGGAGGUGGACGAGGCUAUGAGGAACAGGCCGCACAUGAUCGACGGAGUCGUGGUGGAUGCCAAGCGUGCCAUGAGUGCGCAGAACAUGCGCAUGCCCGGCUCACAGGAGAAGGUGACCAAGAUUUUUGUUGGCGGCCUGGGCCGCGAGAUCACGAGCCCUCAUCUGCGCGAGUAUUUUGAGUCGUAUGGCGCCGUGCUCGAGGCCUUCGUCAUGAAGGAUGCCAAGACCGGGAACUCCCGCGGCUUCGGGUUUGUGUCGUUCAACGACCACGACUGCGUCGACAAGUGCACCCAGCAACGAUACCACAUGAUCAACAACAAACAAGUGGAAGUCAAGAAGGUUUGGACCGAGCACCAGCAGAAGGAGAUGGGCGGCGGGCGCGAUCGCCACGGCAUGCCCUCGUCUAACAUGCCCCCGCACCACAUGCAGGGCAUGCAGGGCAUGCAGGGCAUGCAGGGCAUGCAGGGCAUGCAGGGCAUGCAGGGCAUGCAGGGCAUGCAGGGCAUGCAGGGCAUGCAGGGCAUGCAGGGCAUGCCGGGCAUGUCGGGCAUGUCGGGCAUGCAGGGCAUGCAGGGCAUGUCGGGCAUGCAGGGCAUGCAGGGCAUGCAGGGAAUGCAGGGAAUGUUCGGCCCACCAGGCUUCCAGGGCAUGCCCCCGCCCCGCAUGCCCGGCAUGUCGGCAAUGCCAAGGGCACAGGGGAUGAAAGGGCCACCGGGAAUGUCGGGGAUGCCGCCGCCGCCGCCACCGCCACCGAAUAUGCCGGGAAUGCCGUCUGUCCCGGCUUUGCCGGGAGUGAACGGCAUGCAGGCGCUGCAGGCUCUGCAGGUGCUGCAGGCCGUGCAGACGCUGCAGGGCCUCCUCAUGCCCAACACGCAAGCGUCCGCCUCUGCCCUCGCUGCCGCCGCCGCGGCCAUGCCGGCCAUGAGCAUCACCAACGCCUUGGGCCUUGCCAACACGUUGGGAGCCGGGAUCACCAACCCUGGUGCGGGGCCUGGCUCGGCCGCGGGCAGCUCCUACGAUCCGAAGAUGAUGGGGACCAUGAGCGGUCACGGCCGCGAUGGUUUCAACGGCAGCGGCAAUAGCGGUGCGGCGAGAAAUGGGGCCGAGAACCCCUACAGCGGCAGCUACAACAAGUACGGGGACAUGAGCGCCUACGGAGGGGGCACAACCGAGCAGGGCUUCCUUGUGGGCAAGGCUGGCGACGGCGGCGGCGGCGUUCAUGGCACCUCGCGGCUCUACAGGAACAUGCAGGAUGAGCGCGAGGAUUGGCAGCCGAGCAGCUCCAACGAGCUGGCGCGCAGCGACGUGUGGUCACACUUCCAGCUGCUGGGCAGCGGCAUGCGCUGCUGCCUGUGUAGCGUGAAGCUGCAAUACAAGGGAGACAGUCUGCCGGCGAUGAUAUACCACCUACAGAGCCGGCACCCGCAGGCCCUAGAAGACAAACAUUACUCGAAGAGGGAGUCGAGAGAUGGAGACUGGGACAACCGGAGGGAUGACCUGCGGUACUACUGAGGAUCGACCGCUGUGUGAUUGUACAAAGAGUUGUUCAUUCUUCGACUCCACCCACGGCUAUAUUUGAGUGAAACAAAACAAAAUCGGAACCGGAGUCACUAGCGACCGUCGAAGGGUAAACUGGCAGGCGUUAUCUUCGGUGGCGAGCUGUGUGCUUUGUGCCCAAACCACAUUUGUUUAUGAAAGUAGUAGAAAUUUGUGAAACGUUAGAGUGUAGGAGUUUUAUACGCUCGUUCUUGGGAGUUUUCUUUUUGGGCAUCGCUGCUUUGACAUGGUCGCCGAUCCUGCGUGCCUACACCCACUUGGAGGGGAAGAGUUUCACAUUUUUGUUGAGAUAAAUCUUCUGUAACUUACAAAAUUUGCUUCCAAUAGUUAUGAACACUGGCGGAGCCAGUGGGGGGGGUGGGGUGGCACGUGCCCCCCCAAUAAUAUGAUCGAAAUCCCUAAUUUCGAUCGGAUCAUUGGGGUUUAUUAGUAAUAUAUCGGCAUUUUGCGACUGCCACUGUGUAGCAGAUUGUUACGUGCCAGGGACUGAUGAUAGGACAAUAGUCUGACUCCAUAAUUGGCAAUAAGUAACGGCAAAGCAGUUAUAAGUGACUCAGAAUUGUGCGCAGUUGCGUAUACAGUCCACGACUUGCCUGAAGGCAAACGCCUUCAGCGAGCGCGAUGCCGGUCACACAACACGGUUCGAAUUUGACCCUCGAUCGAUGGCUGCACCAUCGCCGCACACGCGUCGAAAACUGAGAAACUGAAUAAGAAGCAAGGGACAAGUCCUUACUUACUAACAACUAUCACUUUUCAUUGCUGGAGGGGUUGCCCCCCCCCCCCAUACCUGAAAAUGUUGGCUCCGCCAUUGUUUAUGACGAUAAUUUUGCCAUCUUUUGCAUAUACAUUAUGAAAUGGGUGCAUUAGGGUUAAUGGUUACUAAUAUGAGAGUAAUAAGCGUCACGAUGUUGUUGAUGAUUUUAAAUUUUGCGCUUUCCGAGCAUUCUAACAAUUUGUGUGGCGGCCUUUAAACGCAUUCAUACAUCGACUUGGCCAGGUGGCUCGCGGGGCUAAUGUUUUAUGUUGUCAUUUCGAGGUCCCAGCUCAAACCCAGGUACCCACCCGCCUGCAAUUGUAACCCGGGGCCUCAAGUCUCGAGAGAUGUUGGUCUCAUCCCUGUCCCCGGUGUCUCCCACAACACCCAUCGUUUAGCACGAUUGGCUACAUAUGGUGCGAAAGAAGGUCUACAUACAUACAUUUAAUUCUGCUUAUUUACAGCCCUUAGGAAUGACUUAUGGGGGUUCGACUGCAAUGUAACGAACCUCUUCAUCCAUAGCAGGGCAACGGAUCGAGUGCAACAAUAUCCCAAAUGUGGCUAAGGGUUCAUUGAGGUGAACCGAGAAGUUCUGUCAUUUCAUCUUCCAGAUGCUGUCAUUUAAGAGGGGGUAGAACACUUUCUGGUCUGUGUAAGAGUUUAAAUUUCAAAUGUAUUCCUCCCAUGAUCUUCAUCUCAUGCCAGUAAGUCCAAUUGGCAUACAAUUUAGAAUGUUCCUUUUUGAUACAUUUCGAUGAAAACCGCUGCAGCCUUUUAAGGCCACGUUGAGGAAUGACUGGAAGACAACACAAGUCGACUUUCGUUUCUCUUAAUUGAUUUGUCUGCUUUCAGUGACUUUUAGACUGCUAAUAGCUUUCUGUACGCAUUCAUUAACUGCUAUUGUGUGCCCACUGCUGCAUAUGUGCACUGAAAUGUCUACAGUGAAAUCGAGUGCCAGACAGAUGUAUUUGACAGUGCUUCUCGAUACAAUCAAUGCACAUUAGCACCACGUGGCGAAGUUCGAGUUUUGUGUGGCCUUCACCAUUAACUCUGUCACUUUAACUCCCAUGUGGCGCAGUGGCUUUUUCAUGGUCCUGAAAAUGUCUCAACUGAAUUCUCCUCGCCUUCACCUUGAGAACGUCUGCUUGUGAUGGAAGUCGACACACAACAACCUGCUUGACUUUACUCUGGGAGGGCCGGACCCUGAUUCAACCCCAUGGCUUCAGCCGGCCCGAGCUCUGUGCUCUGACGGUAAAAUCAAUCUCUGCUAGCAACCCACCCUGCUCUGUGUAUAAACAUCCUGUUCUCAAAACGGGUUGACCUGUCUCGUAUGCACGUGUCGGUGUGCAUGUAUGUACACGCCACGCUACAAGCUGUGCUGCUCGCGAUGUGCAAACGCCCAGUAUAGUUAUUCAAAUGUCAAGUAAAAUUUCGAUUUAAAGCUUUCGUCACUGCAGGGAUUCAUCCUCUUGGUUCUUUAGGUAAAGUCACGUAGAAGGGAAAUAAUAAAGAUAAAACAAUAAUUCUCACGACGUUUCGGACGGCUGCUUGUGUUGUGGCCGAAAUGUGAGAAUUAUUUUAUUAUGUUUUGUUAUUUAUUAUUUCCCUUCUACGUGACUUUACCGAAAGAACCAAGAAGAUGAACCUGUCAUGUAAUUUAUCUAAGACGGAUAUCUUCAACUGGGUCUCAAGAUAUGCUGCAGGAAGGUGGUCAUGCGUUGGGCUGUUCGGCCAAGAGAUAUCUUAACCUGGCCUGUCUCGCCCACCCGCAGUCAGCGCUGCUCCAAUUGAGUAGCUGGUGAGACGUCCCCAACGACGUUUAUGUUGACGUGGGGGGAGGGGCCCCGUGGCUCGGUCGGUGCCAAGUCAGCACCGCUGAGAUCCGGGCUCCGAAUGGAGGCAGCUGCCGUUAAACCGAUUCCUUAAAUUGUAGCGAGUUAAUGGUCUCUGCCUCGUCACUAAUGACUGCGAUAAUAAAACCAGUUGUCACAAGUGCAGUUAUUCUCUUGACGUGGCAAACCCACAACAUCACAACUGAGUAUACGUCAAGUGUAAAUUGAGUACUCGAUUGUAAAUGUGGGUUUGCUCUGCUCAGUACAACGGUGUGCUGAAUUGGUGAUAAAUUGGCACGUUCUGUUCAUGUGACAAAUCUUAUUAAUUGGCUGUCUGGUGGAGGUGGGUGUAUGAAAACGUUUACAUUUUCGCGACGUCACCCAUUAUUUCUAACAAUGUAGGUCGCGAAAGCUUACGUCGUAAGUAUCUAUAACUAGUUUGACUGCCAUACAACUGAUCUCGUAGAAAGUGCGACCCCCCCCCCCACCCACUACUGCGUGAAGGAUUAAAAUACCACUUAAGAUUUAUUUUAGAUUUUUUUGUGCAAAAUCGCUCCUGCAGUAAUGUGGCGUUAACAUGUGGCCGCACUCUUCUGCAAAGUUUCCAAAUUGUGUGGCUCAUGAAAUGUCGACGGUGGCUUCAGAUGAGCGAAUGUUAUUGGCGUGCACGAUGCUGAACUACGCCACGGCGGCGGGCGGUGCGUUCCAAGAUGAGUUUGUGCGUCGUGGCCGCGGUAGCCCUGAUAGCCGUUUCUUUAAACGGGAGAUCUUAGGCUCUUUUUUAUUACGUUAAAAUAAACUCAUCCUUUUCUAGUCGUC
Molecule: messenger RNA, 7144 nt
Organism: Lethenteron reissneri (Far Eastern brook lamprey)
Lineage: Eukaryota; Metazoa; Chordata; Hyperoartia; Petromyzontiformes; Petromyzontidae
Product: DAZ-associated protein 1-like
Biological process (GO): regulation of translation
Molecular function (GO): mRNA binding; DNA binding
Source: RefSeq, a predicted model, not a curated record